CUUGGAACCAAUACUGAGAGGGGGAGAGAGAGAGAGAGAGAGAGAUUCUCUCUACUAUUGCACAGUGAAUGCAAACCGGUGGUUGUCACGUUGAACUGCUGACGUAGAGAAUUUCGGUUCUGGAAAACAAUGCAUGUUGGUUAGAAAUCCAUUGGUGCAUAGUAACGUCAAUUAAUUUGUUUUAAUUAAUUAAUAAUUUAACGAAAAGACGUCGCGAUUUUCGACGAAUAGCAAGGCACGAUAAUGCAUACGGUUCUAACGCGCGGAAAUGCUAUCUUAGCGUACACGUUGAGCGUGUCAGCUUGCCUUACAUUUUGCUGUUUCCUCUCAACAGUGUUUAUCGAUUAUAGAACAAACGCCACGUUAAAUACAGUUAAAGUUGUUGUGAAGAAUGUGCCAGAUUAUAGUGCAUCAAGGGAAAAGAAUGACCUGGGUUACUUAACUUUUGAUUUACAAACUGAUCUCACUCCAUUAUUUAAUUGGAAUGUUAAACAGUUAUUCCUGUAUCUUACAGCGGAAUACCAAACAGAAAAUAAUGAAUUUAAUCAGGUAGUAUUAUGGGAUAAAAUUGUACUUCGUGGAGAUAAUGCUGUAUUAGACUUCAAGAACAUGAAUACAAAAUACUAUUUCUGGGAUGAUGGCAAGGGUCUUAGGGGAAAUAAGAAUGUCACGUUAAUAUUGUCUUGGAAUAUUAUACCAAAUGCUGGAUUGUUACCUAGUGUUAAUUCUCUCGGUUUUCAUACUUUCGCAUUCCCAUCUGAAUAUACGACAUUGCGUGUAUAACAUUAUAUUUAGAUAUAUACGCGUUACGAUCUUGAUUGUUGAUUUUGUAACGUUUUUAUUUUAAAUUUCGUAAAAUCCAUGCAUAAUAAAUAUGAUAUUAUUUCUUCACAGA
Messenger RNA from Dinoponera quadriceps, 895 nucleotides. RefSeq names its product signal peptidase complex subunit 3 (gene Spase22-23). Gene Ontology annotation, cellular component: signal peptidase complex; membrane. The coding region runs from base 244 to 783 and encodes 179 amino acids. The record is from RefSeq and is a predicted model, not a curated record. NCBI's taxonomy places the organism in Eukaryota, Metazoa, Arthropoda, Insecta, Hymenoptera, Formicidae. Gene Ontology annotation, biological process: protein targeting to ER. The transcript has 5 exons.